Messenger RNA from Marmota monax (woodchuck), 13908 nucleotides. It is a transcript of the gene Fryl, whose product is annotated as FRY like transcription coactivator. Lineage: Eukaryota; Metazoa; Chordata; Mammalia; Rodentia; Sciuridae. The transcript has 63 exons. The record is from RefSeq and is a predicted model, not a curated record. Gene Ontology annotation, biological process: neuron projection development; cell morphogenesis. The coding region runs from base 2744 to 12118 and encodes 3124 amino acids. Gene Ontology annotation, cellular component: site of polarized growth; cell cortex.
CUAAAGGCUAAAUAGUGACUAAGGUCUAAAAGGGUUUUUGAAUGUUGUAUUGUGGCUUCAAGUUUCAAUUAUAAUUCCUUGAUCCCCUUGAAACUUGUGUUAGUCUGGUUUCUAUCACUCUAAUGAAAUAUGUGAGAUAAUUGACUUAUUAAGAGAAAAGGUUUGUUUUGGCUCAGAAUUUGGGAAGUUCUAUCUAUGAACGAUUGGCCCCAUUGUUUUGGGCCUGUUGUGUGGCAACAUAUGGUGGGAGUGUGUGGUGGAGUCAAACUACUCAUUUCAUGGUGUGGAAGCAGGAGAGGAGGGGACUGGAGUCCCACAAUCCCCUUCAAGAACAAACGCCCAAUGGCUUCCUUCCAUGAGGCUCCACUUCUCAAACGCUCUACCACUUCCCAAUAGUGCCCAAGUUGGGGCCAGUCCUUUAACACAUGGAUCUUUGGGGGACAUUCAACAUCAGAUCCACAGCAAGUUCAAAGUUAUGAUGAUUACCUAGCAUGCUUUGAAAUAGCAACCAUAAAUUAGAUUUCAUGUCAUUUUCUCCUCAGAGAUUCAGCAGCAGCAGGUACAGUGUUGUACUGGAAUGCCCUGCUUUCUCCCUGGCUCCACAUCUCAGGGUGGGUUCUUAGGAAGCUGGUGCUAAAAAAGAGUGUAGCUUGCAGGAUGUUUAUUAGGAUUUGACACCUAUGGAGAGGGGGAUGAGAUAGGAAGCAGAUUGGGCAGAGGAAACAGAACUCCAGUGAAGGCUCAAUGAAGAUUGGGCCGACCCUAUAGGCAGUAUUAUAGCUGGAAGACUUGGUUUUCCUUCUUGGAGAUGGACAUGCGUCUCAGUGCCUUGGUUAUCUUGCACAGAUCAUUAUAAAAGUUGCAUAGCAAGUAUUUGUUGAUUGAAGAAAGUCGAAUAAAAGUGUGUGGUCUGUUGUAUAACACCUUAUGCUUUCCCCUUUACCUCAACCCCUUCCUUUCAGCAGUUGAAAGUGCCGUUGAGAACAUUGAGGUUCACAGCUACACAGCUGGUUGUGCUGUGUAUCAUGAACAACACCAAGGUGGCUUCCCCUCUGUGAUUAACGUGUGUUGUAUACCACUGUGUUUCUGGGCUCCGUAGAUAAGACCUGCACAGGACCUCAGGCAAACAACAGACCCAGGCUAUAUGGAACAUGAGGCCAUGUUCAGAGACAGAAAGAUGGAGCAAGUGAGUGUGUUUGGAAACACAGUGAUAACUUUUAGGCGCAGUAAGGCACAGUUUGUGGUUCCCACCAGUUUUUUCCACCUUCUGGAAAAUGGGUUGAUUGGAUAUUAAUUGUGAUCCUUCUAGGCUCAGGGGUUAAGAGAAUGUGCUUCUUAAGCAAGCAUUUUUGUAAAAGUUAGUGUUUUUUCCCUUGUAAGAGUCCUCUGCUUUAGGGUGAGAAAUUUCUUUUAGUUGAUUUCCUUGUUUUUCACCUCUGCAGAAUUUGCAUUAAUCUUUUACAUAUCGUCUGAGACUGCCUAUUGUUUUGAUGCUUGAUUAUAAAGGAACUUCAGAUAACAUCUUUUGAGUGAAUAAAGUAAGGAAUAGUCAACCUCAUAAGUAAUGUAGUAGAAGAUAGGAUGAAAGACUAAGUAAUUCAGAACCAGACAUUGACUUGUUUUUCUAUUACAAUCAUUUUCUCCAAUACCCCUAGAGAUCAUUUUUUGCUUCAUCUUUAGAAAUAUGAUAUAAAUACUUCAUGUGUAUUGGAAGAAUGAGACUGUGAAUGUGUUUUCACUAAGUGAAUCUGAUUUUUCAAGUUAUUAUUAAAAUGUGUGUCUUUCGAAGUUACAAAUGUGAUUACUUAGGGCGUUCCUUCUUUCUCAGUUCCCUUUGUUUCUUUAUUUCCUUCUUGUUCGCUUGGCACCCCCACCAGAGGGCAGGCAAAGGAAGGGAUAGAAACAAAUAUUGCCUUUAAGUUUUCAAAGUCUUUUACAGGCACCCUUUCACUGGUCUCUUUUGUCAUAGUUCUGGAUUCCAUUAAGGCAGUAGGAUGAGCUACUUUCGCUAUUUUAAAAUAUUAAGUAGAGUGCUCAAUUAUUUUGAAAAUAUAUGUUACUGGUUACUGUGUUUAUUGAUUUUAAAUAUUUAUACUUCAAAUUAUUCAAAUUUAUGUUCUUGGAGCCAUCUGUUUGAAAUUAUGAGUUAAAUUUUGGUAAUUCAUGCUAGAAUUUCUACUACUACAACUGAUAAGUUGAUUUGAUCUUAAUAAGGAAAGUCGUUUUGAGUGUGCAUUUAAAAGUACAUCAGAAUUUUCAUAAUACACUGUAAAGUUGUCAGUGAUUCCUUUUCAUGUAUUGUGGAAGUUGUUGUUCCCAAGGUCUAUAACUGAAUUUUUACAAUGGUAAGGAUUAUAUGUUUUUAAUGCAAGUAACUAUUGAAGUGUAAAAGACACACCUCAGACCAAAGUAAAUUUGUCUUUACAUUAUCCUAGUGAAGUCUAAAUGUUAAAAUGGAUAGAUAUGAAAUACUUUAUGGUCUCAGUAUUGCUGUUAACACCCAUCACACAAGUAUGUGUAUAUAGUCUGUUUGGUUUGUUAUCAGCAUGAACAGUCAAUGUCCUAAAAAUCAGCUUCCCAACAGCUGGCAGUUGACCUGCUGAGUUUUAGCACCGCCUAAAUUCACAUGACAUUUCUUUGCUCUUUGACACAAAUUGUGUCACUUAACUUCUCAUCAAGGAAGUAUACAGGCACCUUUUCUGUGUGCCUGUGACAGGGUCUAGUAAUGUAGAAAAAGCUUAAAAUGGAUUUUUUAAAGAGAGUUGUUCCUCCCAUUCUUUCUGGAGACAUGGUUUUGGAUACUAGAGAUAGCAUUCAGGAAAGUUCCCCAAAAUUACUAAAGAUGAGACGUCUCAGUUCGCUUUCAUCAGAGAAGACAGUAGAGGAGCAAGAUGGGAGCAAUUUCUGUCACAGUCAUUAUGACAGAUACCAACAUCAGCAACUAGCUUCAGCACCAGUCAGCAAAGUGAAUAAGUACUGUGCUUCUUCCAACUUUCAUUCCACUUGGGGAAGAAAGAACCUCAUCAUGUCAAACAUUACAAUUGACCCGGAUGUCAAGCCUGGCGAAUAUGUCAUCAAGAGCCUCUUUGCAGAAUUUGCUGUUCAAGCUGAAAAGAAAAUUGAAGUUGUAAUGGCUGAACCCUUGGAGAAGCUGUUGUCCAGAUCUCUUCAGAGGGGUGAAGACCUGCAGUUUGAUCAGUUGAUAAGCUCUAUGAGCUCAGUAGCAGAGCACUGUCUCCCUUCCUUACUUCGCACCUUGUUUGACUGGUAUAGACGCCAGAAUGGAACUGAAGAUGAGUCUUAUGAGUAUAGGCCUCGAUCUAGCACAAAAUCUAAGGGGGAUGAACAGCAACGUGAAAGAGAUUACCUUCUGGAAAGGCGGGACUUAGCAGUAGAUUUCAUUUUUUGUUUAGUUUUAGUUGAAGUUCUAAAGCAGAUUCCUGUUCAUCCUGUACCUGAUCCCUUAGUUCAUGAAGUUCUAAACUUGGCUUUUAAGCACUUUAAACAUAAGGAAGGAUAUUCAGGAACCAACACUGGGAAUGUGCAUAUCAUUGCAGAUUUAUAUGCAGAGGUGAUAGGGGUUCUUGCCCAGUCAAAGUUUCAGGCAGUCAGGAAGAAGUUCGUGACAGAAUUGAAAGAACUUCGACAGAAGGAACAAAGCCCACAUGUGGUACAAAGUGUCAUCAGCUUAAUAAUGGGAAUGAAAUUUUUCCGGGUGAAAAUGUAUCCUGUAGAAGAUUUUGAAGCAUCAUUUCAGUUUAUGCAGGAGUGUGCUCAGUAUUUCUUAGAAGUAAAAGACAAAGAUAUAAAACAUGCACUUGCUGGUUUAUUUGUGGAGAUUCUUAUCCCUGUAGCUGCUGCUGUUAAAAAUGAAGUGAAUGUCCCCUGUUUGAAAAAUUUCGUGGAGAUGCUUUAUCAGACUACUUUUGAACUGAGCUCCAGGAAGAAGCAUUCUUUGGCUUUAUAUCCACUAAUUACCUGCCUUUUAUGUGUCAGUCAGAAACAGUUUUUUUUAAAUAACUGGCAUAUUUUCCUACAGAACUGUUUGUCACAUUUAAAGAUGCCAUCUAACAACAGUAUCAGAAAACAAAUAGAAACACUCCAGAAUAAAGAUCCUAAAAUGUCUCGAGUUGCACUGGAAUCCUUGUAUAGAUUGUUGUGGGUUUAUGUAAUUAGAAUAAAAUGUGAAAGCAACACUGUAACUCAAAGUCGUCUCAUGAGCAUAGUGUCAGCACUUUUUCCAAAAGGCUCCCGAAGUGUGGUUCCUCGAGACACACCUCUCAACAUAUUUGUGAAGAUUAUUCAGUUCAUUGCUCAGGAACGUUUGGAUUUUGCAAUGAAAGAAAUAAUAUUUGAUCUUCUCAGUGUUGGAAAAUCUACUAAAACUUUCACCAUUAAUCCAGAGAGAAUGAACAUAGGCCUCAGAGUCUUCCUUGUAAUUGCCGACAGUUUGCAGCAGAAAGAUGGCGAACCCCCCAUGCCCACAACAGGAGUUAUUCUUCCCUCAGGAAAUACUCUUCGUGUGAAGAAAAUUUUUCUUAAUAAAACUUUGACAGAUGAAGAGGCAAAAGUCAUAGGAAUGUCAGUUUAUUAUCCUCAAGUAAGAAAAGCAUUAGAUAGCAUUCUCCGACAUUUGGACAAAGAAGUUGGAAGACCAAUGUGUAUGACUAGUGUGCAGAUGUCUAAUAAGGAGCCUGAAGAUAUGAUUACGGGGGAAAGAAAACCUAAAAUUGAUUUGUUUAGAACUUGCAUCGCUGCAAUUCCAAGGUUGAUUCCUGACGGUAUGAGCAGAACUGAUCUCAUUGAAUUGUUAGCAAGGCUCACAAUUCACAUGGAUGAAGAACUGCGUGCUCUGGCUUUCAAUACUCUGCAGGCACUAAUGCUUGAUUUUCCAGAUUGGCGGGAGGAUGUUCUUUCAGGAUUUGUUUAUUUUAUUGUUCGUGAAGUGACUGAUGUCCACCCCACGCUUCUUGAUAAUGCUGUAAAGAUGUUGGUACAAUUAAUAAAUCAGUGGAAACAAGCAGCCCAAAUGCAUAACAAAAACCAGGACUCACAGCAUGGUGUAGCAAAUGGAGCCUCUCAUCCCCCUCCUCCAGAAAGGAGCCCGUAUUCCACUGUAUUCCAUGUGGUUGAAGGGUUUGCACUCGUCAUCCUCUGUAGCAGUCGACCUGCCACUAGGAGAUUAGCCGUCAGUGUCCUUAGAGAAAUACGGGCUUUGUUUGCACUUUUGGAAAUACCUAAGGGUGAUGAUGAAUUAGCCAUAGAUGUGAUGGACAGGCUGAGCCCAUCCAUUCUUGAGAGCUUCAUACAUCUCACAGGGGCUGAUCAGACUACUUUGCUAUAUUGCCCUAGCUCAAUUGAUUUACAAACAUUAGCAGAAUGGAACUCUUCUCCUAUUAGCCACCAGUUUGAUGUGAUUAGCCCAUCGCACAUAUGGAUAUUUGCACAUGUGACCCAAGGCCAAGACCCAUGGAUUAUAAGUCUCUCCAGUUUUUUAAAGCAAGAAAACCUUCCUAAACACUGCUCAACAGCUGUGAGCUACGCUUGGAUGUUUGCCUACACAAGGUUACAGUUGUUGUCCCCCCAGGUGGAUAUAAAUAGUCCCAUCAAUGCUAAGAAAGUAAAUACGACCACAAGCAGUGACUCCUACAUUGGCCUGUGGAGAAACUAUCUAAUUCUUUGCUGCAGUGCAGCAACAUCCACAUCCUCUUCAACAUCUGCAGGCUCUGUGAAAUGUUCUCCUCCCGAGACGCUGGCGUCCACCCCUGACAGUGGCUAUGGCAUUGAUUCCAAAAUUAUUGGCAUCCCAUCCCCUUCAUCCUUGUUUAAGCACAUAGUUCCAAUGAUGCGCUCUGAGAGCAUGGAAAUCACAGAAUCCCUUGUUCUAGGUCUUGGCAGGACCAACCCCGGGGCUUUCAGGGAACUAAUAGAGGAGUUACAUCCAAUAAUUAAAGAGGCACUCGAAAGAAGGCCAGAGAAUAUGAAACGGCGCAGGCGUCGAGACAUUUUACGAGUACAGCUGGUACGAAUAUUUGAACUGCUGGCAGAUGCUGGUGUCAUUAGUCACAGUGCAAGUGGUGGCCUUGAUAAUGAAACACAUUUCCUCAACAACACUUUAUUGGAGUAUGUAGAUUUAACCAGACAACUCCUGGAAGCAGAAAAUGAAAAAGACUCUGACACACUGAAGGAUAUACGAUGCCAUUUUAGUGCCUUAGUGGCGAAUAUCAUUCAGAAUGUUCCAGUGCACCAGAGAAGAAGUAUUUUUCCUCAACAGAGCCUUCGUCACAGUCUGUUUAUGCUGUUCAGUCACUGGGCAGGUCCUUUUAGCAUCAUGUUUACACCCUUGGACAGAUACAGUGAUAGGAAUAUGCAAAUUAAUAGACAUCAAUACUGUGCAUUAAAGGCUAUGUCUGCUGUACUAUGUUGUGGCCCUGUUGCAGAUAAUGUAGGACUUUCAUCAGAUGGCUAUUUGUACAAAUGGCUGGAUAACAUUUUGGACUCUCUGGACAAAAAGGUUCAUCAGUUGGGCUGUGAAGCAGUCACGUUGUUGCUGGAGCUGAACCCUGAUCAGAGCAACCUGAUGUACUGGGCUGUGGAUCGCUGCUACACAGGUUCCAAGAGGGUGGCAGCUGGCUGCUUUAAAGCCAUCGCGAAUGUCUUCCAGAACAGGGAUUAUCAGUGUGACACAGUGAUGCUCCUAAAUCUGAUACUGUUUAAAGCAGCUGAUUCUUCUAGAAGUAUCUAUGAAGUUGCUAUGCAACUGUUACAGAUUCUGGAACCCAAGAUGUUUCGCUAUGCUCACAAAUUGGAGGUUCAGAGAACAGAUGGAGUACUCAGCCAGCUGUCUCCCCUGCCACAUCUGUAUUCUGUUUCAUACUAUCAGUUGUCUGAGGAAUUAGCAAGGGCAUAUCCCGAGCUCACUCUUGCCAUAUUCUCAGAGAUAAGCCAGAGGAUUCAGACAGCUCACCCUGCUGGGCGGCAGGUGAUGUUGCACUAUCUCUUACCGUGGGUGAACAACAUCGAGUUAGUGGAUUUAAAACCCCUGCCCACAGCAAGGCGACAUGAUGAAGAUGAAGAUGAUUCAUUAAAAGACCGAGAAAUUAUGGUGACCAGCAGGCGCUGGUUACGGGGAGAAGGCUGGGGAUCCCCACAAGCCACUGCGAUGGUUUUGAACAAUCUGAUGUACAUGACAGCAAAGUAUGGCGAUGAGCUGGCCUGGUCGGAAGUGGAGAACGUGUGGACCACACUUGCAGAUGGCUGGCCGAAAAACCUAAAAAUAAUUUUGCACUUUUUGAUCAGCAUUUGUGGGGUGAAUAGUGAACCAAGCCUCUUGCCUUACGUGAAGAAAGUUAUCGUUUAUUUAGGUAGGGACAAAACAAUGCAGUUGCUAGAGGAGCUGGUGAGCGAACUUCAGCUGACAGAUCCUGUCAGCUCAGCCGUCACCCACAUGGAUAACCCCCCCUACUACCGCAUCACUUCCAGCUACAAAAUCCCUUCCGUCACCUCAGGAACUACUUCCAGUAGCAAUACAAUGGUAGCUCCCACAGAUGGCAACCCUGAUAAUAAAUCCAUAAAGGAGAACCUUGAAGAGAGCUGCGUGCAGCUGGAUAUCUACAGUGGACUGAACAGCCAUCUAAAUCGUCAGCACCACAGACUAGAGUCUCGAUACAGCAGCAGCUCUGGAGGAUCUUAUGAAGAAGAAAAAAGUGAUUCAAUGCCACUUUAUUCUAAUUGGCGACUGAAGGUGAUGGAGCAUAACCAAGGAGAGCCACUGCCCUUCCCACCAGCUGGAGGCUGCUGGUCACCACUGGUGGAUUACGUGCCUGAAACGUCGUCACCUGGAUUACCUCUUCACAGGUGUAACAUAGCGGUGAUCCUUCUGACGGAUCUGAUCAUCGAUCACAGUGUGAAGGUGGAAUGGGGAAGCUACCUCCAUCUUCUUCUUCAUGCGAUUUUUAUAGGGUUUGACCACUGCCACCCUGAGGUGUAUGAACAUUGUAAACGCCUGCUUCUGCACUUACUAAUAGUGAUGGGACCCAACAGUAACAUCCGAACUGUUGCUUCUGUCCUUCUCAGGAACAAGGAGUUUAAUGAGCCCAGGGUGCUUACAGUCAAACAAGUUGCACACUUAGAUUACACUUUCACAGCAGGCAUUAGCGAUUUUAUACCUGAUUACCAGCCCUCCCCCAUGACCGACUCAGGGCUUAGCUCAAGUUCUACCUCUUCUAGUAUCAGCUUAGGAAACAACAGCGCUGCCAUUUCACACCUGCACACCACGCUCCUCAACGAGGUGGACAUCUCAGUGGAGCAGGACGGAAAAGUCAAAACCCUCAUGGAAUUCAUUACCUCAAGAAAAAGAGGGCCCCUUUGGAACCAUGAGGAUGUUUCCGCCAAGAAUCCUAGCAUAAAGAGUGCUGAACAGUUAACUACGUUUUUGAAAUAUGUGGUUUCUGUUUUUAAGCAGUCAAGCGCAGAAGGAAUUCAUCUGGAACAUCACCUUAGUGAAGUUGCUCUGCACACAGCGCUUUCUUGUUCUUCUCGACACUAUGCUGGGAGAUCCUUUCAGAUUUUCAGGGCCCUAAAGCAGCCACUAUCUGCAACUACACUUUCUGAUGUUCUCUCCAGACUUGUAGAAACUGUAGGGGAUCCAGGAGAAGAUGCACAGGGAUUUGUGAUUGAGCUUCUUCUCACCUUGGAGUCUGCAAUUGAUACUUUGGCUGAAACCAUGAAACAUUAUGAUCUUCUUUCUGCCCUUUCUCAAACCUCAUACCAUGAUCCUAUAAUGGGAAACAAGUAUGCAGCUAACAGGAAAAGCACUGGACAACUCAAUCUAAGCACAAGUCCCAUUAAUAGUAGCAGUUAUUUGGGAUAUAACAGUAAUGCAAGAAGUAACUCUUUGAGAUUAAGUUUAAUUGGUGACCGAAGAGGUGACCGGCGGCGGAGUAACACACUGGAUAUAAUGGAUGGACGGAUAAACCAUAACAGUAGCUUAGCAAGGACUAGAAGCCUUUCCUCUCUACGAGAGAAAGGAAUGUAUGAUGUGCAGUCCACUACUGAGCCUGCCAACUUGAUGGCCACCAUUUUUUGGAUAGCAGCAUCUUUAUUAGAAUCAGAUUAUGAAUAUGAAUACCUCCUGGCUCUCAGGCUUCUCAACAAACUGCUUAUCCAUUUGCCUUUGGAUAAAUCGGAGAGUCGAGACAAGAUUGAAAAUGUACAAAACAAAUUGAAGUGGAACAAUUUUCCAGGACUUCAGCAGCUCUUCCUUAAGGGUUUUACCUCUGUUUCUACCCAAGAAAUGACCGUGCACCUCCUCAGUAAACUCAUUUCUGUCUCCAAACACACGUUGGUGGAUCCUUCCCAGUUGUCAGGCUUUCCUCUUAACAUCCUUUGCUUAUUGCCUCACUUAAUCCAGCAUUUUGACAGCCCAACUCAGUUUUGCAAAGAAACAGCUAGUCGAAUAGCAAAGGUUUGUGCAGAAGAAAAAUGCCCUACAUUGGUCAACCUGGCCCACAUGAUGAGCUUGUAUAGUACACAUACAUAUUCCAGAGAUUGUUCUAACUGGAUCAAUGUAGUGUGCAGAUACCUGCACGACUCCUUCUCAGAUACUACAUUUAAUCUUGUGACUUAUCUUGCAGAGCUGUUAGAGAAAGGAUUAUCCAGUAUGCAGCAGUCAUUACUACAGAUUAUCUAUAGUCUAUUGAGUCACAUUGACCUAUCUGCAGCCCCAGCCAAGCAGUUCAAUCUGGAGAUCAUAAAGAUUAUUGGUAAAUAUGUACAGAGUCCUUAUUGGAAGGAAGCCCUCAACAUACUAAAGCUUGUGGUGUCGCGCUCUGCAAGUCUUGUGGUACCCAAUGACAUCCCCAAGACCUAUGUGGGAGAUAUAGGCUCUCCUGAAAUAUCCUUCACCAAAAUUUUUAAUAAUGUCUCUAAGGAGUUGCCUGGGAAGACUUUGGAUUUUCAUUUUGAUAUCUCUGAGACACCAAUCAUUGGAAAUAAGUAUGGUGACCAGCACAGCGCAGCCGGAAGGAAUGGGAAACCCAAAGUGAUCGCUGUCACCAGAAGUACCUCCUCCACCUCCUCUGGUUCCAAUUCUAACGCCUUGGUUCCUGUCAGUUGGAAAAGGCCACAGUUAUCACAGCGAAGAACACGAGAGAAGCUAAUGAACGUGCUUUCACUCUGUGGUCCAGAAUCUGGCCUCCCAAAGAAUCCAUCCGUUGUAUUUUCUUCUAAUGAGGACUUAGAAGUCGGUGACCAACAGACUAGCCUUAUUUCUACAACAGAAGACAUAAUUCAAGAGGAAGAAGUAGCUGUCGAAGAUAACAGCAGUGAACAACAGUUUGGUGUAUUUAAGGAUUUUGACUUUUUAGAUGUUGAAUUGGAAGAUGCAGAGGGUGAAAGUAUGGACAAUUUCAAUUGGGGAGUCCGCCGGCGCUCACUGGACAGUAUUGACAAAGGGGACACACCAUCCCUCCAGGAGUACCAGUGUUCUAGCAGCACCCCCAGCCUGAACCUGACAAACCAGGAGGACACAGAUGAGUCCUCAGAAGAGGAGGCAGCUCUCACAGCGAGCCAGAUUCUCUCGCGCACACAGAUGUUAAACAAUGACUCUGCGGUCGAUGAAACCAUUCUGGACCAUCCCGACUUACUUCUUCAGUCUCAGGAUUCCACUGGCAGCAACACCACGGAAGAAGUGCUUCAGAUCCAAGACGAGACCCCAAGCUCGGAGACUGGUCUAAAUAAUUCUAGUAGCCAGCUGCCUGAGGAUUCAAAUUCAGUAUUAAAGGAGGAACAUGUUACAGGCUUUGAAGAUGAAGGGGCAUAUAUUAUACAAGAACAGCAAGACUCUCUUGUCUGUCAAGGAAUUCUUGAUUUAGAAGAAAGUGAAAUGCCAGAGCCUCUGGCUCCUGAAAGCUGCCCUGAGUCAAUCUGUGAAGAGGAUGUUACCUUAGCCUUGAAAGAACUGGAUGAAAGGUGUGAAGAGGAGGAGGCGGACUUCUCUGGACUGUCCAGCAGUCAGGAUGAAGAAGAGCAAGAUGGUUUUCCAGAAGUUCAGACAUCACCUCUACCAUCACCCUUUCUUUCUGCCAUAAUAGCGGCUUUCCAGCCGGUGGCGUAUGAUGAUGAAGAAGAAGCUUGGCGCUGUCACGUCAAUCAGAUGCUGUCUGACAUGGACGGAUCCUGUGCAGUGUUCACUUUUCAUGUGUUUUCUAGAUUGUUUCAGACAAUUCAAAGAAAAUUUGGAGAAAUAACUAAUGAAGCAGUCAGCUUUCUUGGUGAGAGUCUACAGCGCAUUGGUACCAAAUUUAAAAGUUCUCUGGAAGUGAUGAUGAUGUGUUCAGAAUGCCCAACAGUCUUUGUGGAUGCUGAAACCCUGAUGUCAUGUGGUUUGCUGGAGACACUCAAGUUCAGUGUUCUGGAAUUGCAAGAACACCUGGAUACAUACAAUGCGAAAAGAGAAGCAGCUGAGCAGUGGUUAGACAAUUGUAAGAGGACAUUUGGUGCCAAAGAGGACAUGUAUAGGAUAAACACAGAUGCACAGCAAAUGGAAAUUCUAGCAGAACUGGAGCUCUGCCGAAGGUUAUACAAAUUGCAUUUUCAAUUGCUGCUUCUGUUCCAGGCCUACUGUAAACUUAUCAACCAAGUAAAUACAAUAAAAAAUGAAGCAGAGGUCAUCAACAUGUCAGAGGAACUUGCCCAGCUGGAAAGUAUCCUCAAAGAAGCUGAAGCUGCUUCUGAAAAUGAAGAAAUUGACAUUUCCAAAGCUGCACAAACCACUAUAGAAACUGCCAUUCAUUCUCUAAUUGAAACUUUGAAAAAUAAGGAAUUUAUAUCAGCUGUAGCACAAGUCAAAGCUUUCAGAUCUCUCUGGCCCAAUGACAUUUUCGGCAGCUGUGAGGAUGACCCUGUGCAGACGCUGUUACACAUCUAUUUUCAUCACCAGACACUGGGUCAGACGGGCAGCUUUGCAGUUAUAGGCUCCAACCUGGACAUGUCAGAAGCCAACUACAAAUUGAUGGAGCUUAAUCUGGAGAUAAGAGAGUCUCUACGCAUGGUGCAGUCAUACCAACUUCUAGCACAGGCCAAACCCAUUGGAAAUAUGGUGAGCACUGGAUUCUGAGAAACUUCAAACAUUUUGGAGAGAAACUAAACUGAUGAUUAAGAAUAUUAACCAAGCACCUUUUAUGAACCCUUGUGAUUCACUGAUAACUUUCCUGGCAGCAUCUACAAUUGUAAUGUAACUAAUGUCAAACUGUAUCUGAAGGACAAGAAAAUCUAACAGCUGCCAAUACCUCCCACAGUAACUGUAUGAAGAAGGAAUUUUUUAAAUUAUUUAACCUAUGUGAAAAGAAAAGGGCUAAAAGUGAUGCAUACAAAUACAUUGCUUUCUGGAGAAAGAAAAGAAUUCCAAGAAUGUUUGCAAUAAUGGCCUCUAAUACUGAGACAUCAGAAAGCAGGUGAAAUGAGGCUGAAAUCAAGGCUGGUUCAUUUUAGCCGAAGACCUGCAAAGCUGCUUGGAUUUCUUGCAGCCAUCAACAUCACCUACAACUGAUGCUUAAUCACCCAACACGAACAUCCAGACCGAUAUAUAGACUUAUUUGCAAAAACCAUUGAUUUUUUUUUUCCCCUCAAUUUAUGGGAUAAGGGUUUGGGGUGUUUUGUUUUUUGGUCUGUGUAAAGAAUUAUGUGUGUGUGAGUUGGGAUGUAUGGAUACGUGAUAGUCAUAUUUUCAAGGUGUGGAUGUCUGGUGAUAACGUCUCAGAGCAUGCCUAAAAGAGCACUGCAAGAUUAUUUUUGAAGAAAUUUUAUUUUAUUAGAUCUAACUCUUCAUAGUGUGUAAAUGUUAGAACAUUUUAAUAAUAUUUUAAAACUGGGCUCUCCCAGUAUUUCAAAAAGAAAUAAUAUAUCUGUUAACGUUAUUGGAAUGCUGCUCAGUUCUCUGAUCAGUGCUUAUGUUACAAAAUUGUUGAUAACUAACCAAAGUAGAUGCCUGCAGAGACUUUAAAAUGUAAAAUAAAGAUGUAUGCUGCCCGUCAGCUAUUCUCAUUAGAAAAGUUAACUUAUUUUACACCAUAAUUAUUCUAGAAACUGUAUAGACUAAACCCAAUAUUUUCUUGUACAUUCGUGCCAUGCACUGUUAUACAAGAAUAGGUGUACAAAGCUAGAGGAAAAACUUUGGUCAUUGAUGGGAGAAUAUAUGGUCUGCAGGCUCUGAAGUCUGCAAAGAGAUGCAAAUGCAUUUUUAUGUUUAUUCAGGACUCACAUGUGUCGUGCUAAAGGAACCUGGGGCUAGAGGGGAGAUGAAAGGCAGCCUGAAGACUACCAAAACACGCAAUAUACUUACUAAGUCUGUAGCAUAACACGAACUGGAUUCUCUGUCCUUUUUUAAAUAGCAUUUUGUAAAAGAAAUGAAUGUAGUCCCACAACUCCUCUGAUUUGAAAGGAACACCUUGUAUUUUUUAUAUGCAUCUCUUAUCCACUGUGACUAUUCUUUUAAACUGGGCUCUGACUACUUCAGAGUUUGGAAUGUAGAAAUGAAAUGCUUAGCUUUGCCUUUUCUUGGGGGUGUGGACCCUGCCAGAAAUGUAAUUAUGCUCAAGUGCAUUAAUUGAAGGCACUGUGCACGCCGUUGGACUGCUGACUCUAGUUGUUUCCUGUAAAAUUCCAUAACUGGUCACGGCACAUUCAUAAUCACUGUAUUUUUUGACCCUGAUAAAAACAAUUAUUUUAAUGGUGUUCUGGUACUGUAAAUGGUGUCCUUUAAAUUAUUUAAUAACUUCGGGUGUUGGGGCAGGCAGAGAGGGGGGUGUCCAGAGACACAUCACACUUUAUAUCCUAUCUUAACUCUCCCCUAUUUUUCUCGCCCUCCUUACAUUCUUUUUGUUAAAAAUAAAAAACAUUGUAGCUGUU